AAGCUGUGGAAUCUGACAUGGAGAGCUGCUCUUGCUCCACGUGGCAUCCGUAACUAAGCAGCAAAGCUCCAUUCGCUCUGGAAAAAAAAAAACUCUUUUUUUACAGAUUCUCUUUUGUAGAGAUUGAAGCAUCGGAAAAAGAUGUCCAUCUCUUGCCCCAGAAAUUUCUUUGAGAGGUUCUGCGUCGAGGAUUACCCAAUGGACACGAUCAAACACAGCAGUUUCCUCUCUGCCGAUCUUUUGCCGUCACUUGGAGCCAGAAUAAACCACUCCACCAAGCUUCGUAAACAUAUAAUCUCUCCUUUUGAUCCACGUUAUAGGGCAUGGGAGAUGUGGCUGGUCAUUCUGGUCAUUUACUCGGCGUUGAUCUGUCCCUUUGAAUUUGCCUUCAUCACCUACAAAAAUGACGCACUUUCUAUAAUAGACAACAUCGUCAACGGCUUCUUUGCCAUCGAUAUCGUUCUCACCUUCUUUGUGGCAUAUCUCGACAGCCACUCUUAUCUUCUAGUUGACAGUCCUAAGAAAAUAGCUAUAAGGUACCUCUCUACGUGGUUUGCCUUUGAUGUGUGUUCAACAGCGCCCUUCCAGUCACUGAGUCUGCUGUUCAACUACAAUGGAAGCGAACUAGGAUUCAGAGUUCUUAGCAUGCUCAGGCUCUGGCGUCUAAGACGAGUUAGCUCGCUGUUCGCAAGGCUUGAGAAAGAUAUCCGUUUCAACUAUUUCUGGACACGAUGUACAAAACUCAUUUCAGUUACCCUGUUUGCAGUACAUUGUGCCGGAUGCUUCAACUACCUAAUUGCAGAUAGAUAUCCUGACCCAACAAAAACAUGGAUUGGUUCAGUAUACCCAAAGUUCAAGGAGGCUAGUGUCUGGGACAGAUAUGUGACUGCUCUUUACUGGUCAAUUACGACAUUAACAACCACGGGAUAUGGAGACUUGCAUGCCAAUAAUCCAAGGGAAAUGUUGUUUGACAUCUUCUACAUGCUGUUCAACUUGGGUUUGACCUCUUACCUGAUCGGGAAUAUGACCAACCUCGUGGUUCACUGGACUAGCCGCACCAGAAGUUUUAGGGAUACAAUCAGAGCUGCUUCAGAGUUUGCAUCACGAAACCAACUCCCACCUCACAUCCAAGACCAGAUGUUAUCGCAUAUUUGCUUAAAGUUCAAAACAGAAGGUCUGAAACAGCAGGAAACCUUGAACGGUUUGCCAAAAGCCAUCCGGACAAGCAUUGCAAACUAUCUCUUCUUCCCCAUUGUUCAGAAUGUGUACCUUUUUCAAGGAGUCUCUCGUGACUUCCUCUUGCAAUUGGUUUCAGAUGUAGAAGCCGAGUAUUUCCCACCCAAAGAAGAUGUAAUCCUACAGAAUGAAGCUCCAACGGAAGUAUACAUACUGGUCUCCGGGGCAGUGGAGUUCAUCUCCUGUGUUGAUGGGCAAGAUCAGGUUCAUGGUAAAGCAAUCGCUGGAGAUACCUUUGGAGAGAUUGGCGUUUUAUGCUACAUGCCACAACCUUUCACUGUUAAGACGACUGAACUUUCUCAAUUACUACGGGUGAGCAGAACAUCUCUGAUGAACACCAUGCAAGCACAUAUUGAAGAUGGGCGUGUUAUCAUGAACAAUCUCUGCAUGAAACUUAGAGGGCAACAGUCAAUAACAAUUGGUGAUACAAACAAUGGUCCAAAUAUUGGAGAAGGGCAUCCUAGCGACCAAGAUUGCAGACAAAAAUGUUCAUCAGUGCAUGAUUUGGAAAAUAUGAAUUCCCAAGGAAUGGCAUCGACAAAGUGGAGCAAUUCAAGAAAAGGUGACUAUAGUACCAGUUGCACAGAGGUUACAUGGUUAACACCGGAAAGUAGAGAAACAGCUCUUAUGGCCGCCAUACACAAGGGGGAUAUUGAAAUAGUCCAGAAGCUACUUGAACGAGGGGUUAGUAUAGACAAACCAGAUUCUAGAGGCUGGACACCAAAAGCUCUUGCAGAGCAACAAGAAAAUAAGAGCAUAUAUGACCUCUUAUUGAGUUAUGAACUAAAGAGUGCAGAAGAACAUAGGAUACAGAUAGCACAACCCGGUAAAGCAACCAUGUUAGUGAAUGGAACAAGUAGCAGCGAAGAUUUGGAUUCUACCUCUUACGGUUUUUGUUCGCAAAAAUCCGACUCACAUUGCAUCUCCAGCAUCCCAGUCAAGACCAGUAAACAAGCAGCAGCUAAACCAAAAAAUAGGAGGGUUACUAUCCACAUGCAGUCGCAGAUAAACAGUUUAUCACAAAGGCAGAGCAGAAAGUUGAUACUUCUACCUGAAUCCAUGGAAGAGCUGCUAAAACUUGCCGGUGAAAAAUUUGCAGGGCACAGCUUCACAAAGAUCACCAAUGGCGAAAACUCCGAAAUAGAUGACAUAGAUGUCAUUCGAGAUGGUGAUCAUUUGUUCUUCCACCAAAACGAAUUUGAAGGUACAGAUUGCAAGUUUGCAACUUGACUUGACCUGCCAUAAUUAGUUCGCCGAUUGAUGCAUGUACAUCCGCAGGCAAUGUAUUCAUCUUGUUCCACUGAAACCAGAGAAAACUAGAUCAUCAAUAGCAGAGUCUAGAAAAUCUGAAUAACGCAGAAUGAUAUUUAAAAAAGAAAAUCAAUGAAACAUAUCGCUCAAACCGGCUUCCCAGUA
Molecule: messenger RNA, 2652 nt
Organism: Tarenaya hassleriana
Lineage: Eukaryota; Viridiplantae; Streptophyta; Magnoliopsida; Brassicales; Cleomaceae
Product: potassium channel KAT1
Exons: 12
Coding region: 142-2466 (774 amino acids)
Biological process (GO): transmembrane transport; potassium ion transport
Cellular component (GO): membrane
Molecular function (GO): voltage-gated potassium channel activity; protein binding
Source: RefSeq, a predicted model, not a curated record